ACCAAGAACCACCGUGUCUUUGACAACGUUCGACAGCGCCAUACACCGAAAGACGCACUAAGGAAAAGAACAUUGUAUCUUGCCGCCACUCUCCUUCGGCCUAGAGAGUUCGAUAGCACAUCAAACGGUCCGAGCAUCGACAUGAACACCUUCGAUAUGGGCGCAUAGCCCACAGCCUUGCUCUGCAAGUAGGUGUCUGCAGACUUUUGACGCGGAGCCUCAAGUAAAGGCCAACUUUUUGUUUUCCCACCAGACGGCCUUGGCCAUGGUCUUUGGGGUGAUACAACGACAGGUCCAGCGUUUCAAGCACCAUGUCCACCGACCCAAAGGCCAUUCGUCGCUAUCAAGCAGGUGUUGAAAGAGCACUCGGGCUUUUUGAUGCCUCAAACGAAUGGGCCGAUUACAUCGCUUUCCUGAGCCGACUCGGAAAAGCUCUUCAAGCAUCUCCGCCUGGUGCGGCCGUCCCAUUCAAACCAACCCUGGCGAAAUACCUGGCACUCUGCCUUAAGCCCUCUCUACCUUCUGGAGUCCAUCAAAAGGCCCUAGAAGUCUACAACUUUGUCUUCACUCUGCUUGGGAAGGAUGGCUUAUCUCGCGAUCUCGCUAUUUGGUUGCCAGGUGUCUCACAUACCCUCACCUUUGCUUCGUUGACCACGAGACCGCUUUUCCUCAACCUAUAUGAUGAACACCUUCUAAGAUUGCCCAGCCACGUGUUGAGGCCUGCACUUAGAGCUAUCGUCCUAUCCCUCCUUCCGGGGCUGGAAGAGGAAACUAGUGAAGAUUUCGACCAUACAUUGAAUACAGUCAACCGUCUUCGACAAAUCUUUGCCCAGGAUGACGCAGAGGAGUUCUUUUGGCAGAGCUUAUUCCUGGCUUCCAUCACUAGUGUUAGCAAAAGACCUGGAGCCCUGGUCUACCUCACAAGACAGUUGCCACGACUAGGACCCAAGCCUGUACAAUCAUCAACACUACAAACGACAGAUGGCAAACCAUCUGGAGUCUUUCGCGAGGAGAUAAGAGCGGUAACAACACCCGAGCCCGGCUUACUUGUUCGCUGCUUUGCUACUGGCCUUCAGGAUGAGCAGCCACUUGUUCAACGCGGAUUCCUUGAUCUUCUGGUCUCCCAUCUUCCCCUCAACGCUGGAGUACUGCAGGAUCUUGUUUCUCCAGGAGAUUUGGACGUUCUUGUGAGUUCAGCAAUGUCUGUCGUGCUCAGAAGGGAUAUGAGUCUGAAUAGGCGCCUGUGGACGUGGUUUGUCGGCAGAGAGGACAAGCGAGAGGGCUCCAUGGACAUUACCCAUGAAACGACACCCGAGUCAGCUCUGCCAGCGAAACAAAGCGCACCGCCAUCGAAUAGGCAUGAAUACUUUGCGGCCUAUGGACUGGAGUCUGUGACCAGAAGCCUUCAAAGUAUGUUGAGAAAGCAAUCUAUUUCGCCAGUCGACCGGGCUCGGCCAUUUCGGAUCUUACUCUCUCUAAUGGAUCGCUGGAUCAUUGGCAGACUUUCGGUGGAAGCUUUAUUCAUUCCAAUCAUACGAGAUCUGCAACAGUACCAGACGACGGCGCCGUCACAAGCAUCUUUUGAUGAGGUCUUCCGAAGCGCAAAUGUCUUCUUUGACGCAAUAGAGCCUCAAGUCACCGGUGGGCAGUUAUUUCGAUUGCUGAAAGUGAGAGAUCUGGACCUCAUCGAAUUCAUCAUUGCAAAUUUCAACCUCCACGAGGAAGAAAUGAUGACAACUCAUGUGCCUAUGCUAUGCCUGGCAAUCUCGGAUUGGAUCCUGGCACAAUGGGCUACAGGUUCGCAGGAUCUUGUCCAAAUAGGGGUCAAUGGUGCGCAUGAGCAACGACUUUUCCACCUUCUUGAUGCCUUUCUCAGCUUGUCACCUGUUAGGCCCAGCGAUGGCCCUGUCGAGUCGCUAGAAAACGUGCCAACAGAGGGAUGGAUGGAAAGACUCAGUGCAGUAUAUGAAAAAUCUUCCCAGACCAAGAAGACGUUGCUUGACACGGUCCGCCCGAAUAUUGCAGUACAGCUCCUGCUCAGGAACGUUACUGUGAUCAUUCUUGACUGCAUGAGGCUCGAAGACCGGCAGAAUGCCUUGGGACCUUUGGUCAAUGUUCUGGCAAAGAUCAUUUCCAGAACUAGUUCACUAGAGGUACUUCGACAGCUAGACCUGGGAGAUCACCUACAUGCAGCUUUGACAUCUAUGCAUGCAAACACGACAGCCUUCAAGUAUGAAGUCGCGAGGACAGUCACGAGAGUGGUCGAUACUGUUCAUGCUUUUGAUUCUUCCAAAGUCACUCUGACAGAUCAACAUCUCUUUGGCCUCAUUCCCGAACUGGUAUACCAAUUCUGGGAUGUCCUCCUUCCUCGCACCCCUCAAUUCCACGUCGAAGCUGUAGAGCAGAUCUGGAAUCUCCGCCCAAUCUCAGGGCAUCUGUUGCUGGUCGAUAGCAAAAUCAUGGACUUGAUGUGCGCAGAGUCGCAAGGGCAUCUUCCAGAUCAAAUUUCACGCUUUCAGACCUUAUGGAACCACACUCGUUUUCCGGAAGUCAACGCAGAACUCUUCUCUGCAAAUCAUCGCAUAGAAGAUGACGAGGUUCCGUGGGCUAUGCUGCGGCAUCCCGUGCUUAGCAUCGUAGACGGCUUGGAACUGUCGCAAACAGACGAUCCACGCCGAACGUGGCUCAGCAAUCUCUCAACAAUACUCCCGGUAUGCCGCAUCAUCUUCAGUGAACAUGCAGGAGUGUCGGAUACUCAGUUAUCUUUGAUCGGUCUUCAUCGUCUUCACAAAGCUGUGAUCAUUGCACGUCAGAACAGCACACAUCGAAAGGAAAUGUUUGAUCCCAACGGCUUCUGCGCAAUGCUUCUUGAUAUGUGUAUCGAGAACAUUGCUUCAGAGCCGAUCAAUAACGAGGCUUUCAAGAUGACACUAUGGAUUUUGCGCAUAAUAAUUGAAGAGACCGCUCUCACGCGGACGGAUACUUUGGUGAAUCUUCUGCUACUGCAAUUGAACAAGGUCGUAAUGGACAGUCAUGUUCAGGAGAACGUUCUUGACACGUUGCAAGUCAUUUUUGCGAAAUUGAAGUCGGAGCCUCCGCCCACCGAAUUAAUGACAAUCUUGAUAUCAGGCAUAUCUGCGGCCACCGUUGAUGCAACGCUUGAGAAAUGGAUCACGCUUCUUUGCAACAUAAUACCACUAUACUCUACCCAACAACUGUUCGCAAAUAUGCUCAAGUUGACGGCUUGCUUUUGCCAGCGUAUCAAGUCUUAUUUCGAAACCUUGCAACGUUUGUGCGAAAAGCCGACGACAGCGGUUGAGUUCGAUGGUGUGAAUGCUGCCUUGUUGUCCAAGAAUCCGGAGAGAUCAAUCAAUAAUCUACUCGCAGGGCUAGAGUACAUUUUGGCAAGAGCACAUACUCAUUUGGCAGACCACAUUCCAGGGACCGAGCAGCCUAUUGCCAGUACCGCAGAGCUUUCGCAGUCACGCUCAGUCGCCAACAACCGACUGACUGUUGUCUUGUGUAUGCAGGAUACGAUAAAACUCUGCGGAGACAUUUGGGCAUGGAGGAUUCAGAAAAGGCCAGCCAACGCCAUAAUAGACAACAAGUCCUUCGCUUACCUGUCUUCAAGGCUACGUACAAGAACAAGAAGGAUUCUAGAGCACUUGGCCGAUGCCGAGCCGCAAGAGUGUCUCGAAACAUUGAUGGGAAUGUGGGUGACCGCAGCUUCUGGAGAAUAUGAUCAAGACGUUACAUUAAAUUUGAUGCAAAGUCUUGAUGGGGCUCGACCGAAGUUCAUGAUGCCAGCAACGUUCAAUGCGAUCUACAACCGGACCAAUCCGUCGGCUCUUGAUCAAUCUCAGAAGUCGAGUUUGUCCGUCGAUGUCACUGCGUUUGAGCUGAUGUCGUUCCUGAUAGCGUACACCAGAGCGCUAGAAGAUGACCUGUUGGAGGAGAUUUGGACCGACUGCACGGCGUUUCUUCGAGAAGUUCUGGCAAACCCAAUGCCACAUCGUCAGAUCUUGCUCAAGCUGUUACAAUUCGUGGCUGUCGUCUGCCAAAAGAUGGAGAACACCAACUUUGGCGAAGUGUCCAAGAUGCGGCGUGAACUUGCCGACUUAUGCGCGCGGCUGUUUACAGCGAUUUUCACCAUUCGACCUGCCGGACUUGACUCGACGGCACAAAGAAUAUCAGACGCAACGGCGGUACCAGCGACACCUGGCAGUCGAAAGUCUGAGGUGCCAGGGGGUAACGCCAUACGAAUUCUUUGCGACUCUCUGCCUACAAUCGGCAAUGCGUUAGGGGAUCUUGAUAGGCUAAACAACACGCUUUCCGGAAUCGCUCUACACAUUACUGGCCCUGCUUUGCGGUCGAAGCAGUUCCCUCAGACGGUGGAUAAUGACAUUUUACGGCUAGUCCUGCUCAUGGCUAAGUCCCAACUAAACAACAAGACGUGGAAGAAGGAUCUGCUCGAGGUUUUCAACCACGAAAAGUUCUUUCAGUCGCCUGCUUCCAUUGCAGAGGAGGGCUGGAUUCCACUUCUGAAGCAAGUCUGUCUGUCUGACAAGGGACUUGUGACCGACCUUGUCUCGAGAUUGACACCGCCAACCACAGCAGGUAUAGUAUUUGGAGUUGGUGCUACUGCUGCACGCACAGAGGCUGACCGAAGAACGCAAUUGACAUUGAGGCGCAUUGCCCUAUUACUGAUAGCAUGUGAUCGGGACACCUUCGUGUCUGACUUGGUUCAAAUCAUCCGAAAGUUGGAAGAACUUUUGACAGCAACGCCGUCUUCUUCGCCCUCAUCAAACACACGCGCAGACAUAUAUAUUGUGCUUCGGGCGAUGGCGUUGGCAUUCUCCCAAUUCCACCUUGUAUCGGUGUGGCCUAUUGUUGACGCAGAGCUUCGUGAUCUAUUCACCAGCAUUCAGAAGGCAGAAGAGUCGACAUUUACUGGCUACUCACAAUUACAAGGAGCCAAGCUUCUAGAUCUUCUCCUCCUCUUGAAACCAGAAGAAUUCCAGCUGCACGAAUGGUUGUUCGUGACCGACACCGUUGACGCGGUGUACCCACCAGAGAAUUUCAAGUCAGCUGCCAUAGCGGAUCUGAUUGCAUUGACCAAGGGGGAAAAGGAGAUUGAGCUCCCGAGUGUAUCUGAUGAUGAAGCUAGACGGCCCUGGCUCUGCACUGACAUGAGUCGACGGAUGGACAACCCCGAGGCACUACUGCGCCCUUUCUUCCGUCAACUGAGCAUUCACGCCUUCGAAGAUACGUACAGUCUCCAGGCUGUGGAUCUCGAAGCGUGUAGAAGCGACCUGCUGGCGGACUUAUUUGUUGACUGAGAUGACCACGAUGAUAGGCAAAGAUAGAUCACUUGUCAAGCAAUCUCAUAGAGAUGAUACCCAAACGUGGAAGGCACCUGGUGAUUUUAGACAUAGCGAGCACCUAAGUAUAUACUGUGCAUGAGGGCCUACGAGCACCCUUAAAGUGGUC
Exophiala viscosa is the source of this 5490-nucleotide messenger RNA. Its product is annotated as Dopey, N-terminal-domain-containing protein. The transcript has a single exon. Gene Ontology annotation, biological process: Golgi to endosome transport. The coding region runs from base 312 to 5339 and encodes 1675 amino acids. Lineage: Eukaryota; Fungi; Ascomycota; Eurotiomycetes; Chaetothyriales; Herpotrichiellaceae. Gene Ontology annotation, cellular component: trans-Golgi network; endosome. The record is from RefSeq and is a predicted model, not a curated record.